Nannospalax galili (Upper Galilee mountains blind mole rat) is the source of this 942-nucleotide messenger RNA. Its product is annotated as olfactory receptor 5W2-like. The coding region runs from base 10 to 942 and encodes 310 amino acids. The record is from RefSeq and is a predicted model, not a curated record. The transcript has a single exon. Gene Ontology annotation, biological process: sensory perception of smell; G protein-coupled receptor signaling pathway. Gene Ontology annotation, molecular function: G protein-coupled receptor activity; odorant binding; olfactory receptor activity. Lineage: Eukaryota; Metazoa; Chordata; Mammalia; Rodentia; Spalacidae. Gene Ontology annotation, cellular component: membrane.
AAAAGAAAUAUGGAUAUAGAAAACUGCUCAUCUGCAAAUGAAUUCAUUUUACUGGGAAUUACCAAUAACCCUGAGGUGAAAGUGGCUCUAUUUACAGUGUUUCUACUGGUUUAUCUCAUCACUCUUCUGGCAAAUCUUGGCAUGAUCAUUUUGAUCAGGAUGGAGCCCCAGCUCCACACACCCAUGUACUUCUUCCUCAGCCACCUCGCCUUCUGUGACCUCUGCUACUCCACUGCAGCUGGACCCAAGAUGCUUACUGACGUAUUUGGCAAAAGUAAAUCAAUUUCCUUCUUGGGCUGUGCUCUGCAAUUCUUCACUGUCUGUGCCUUUGCGGAUUCCGAGUGCAUGCUUCUGGCAGUGAUGGCCUUUGACCGUUUCCAGGCCAUCAGCAACCCUUUGCUGUACUCAGUAAACAUGUCCAGCAGGCUGUGCUCCCUGCUCAUGGCUACGGUUUACGUGUUGGGAACAGCAGAUGCUUUGAUACAUACCACCCUGGCAUUCCGCUUAUGUUUCUGUGGGUCUAAUAAGAUCAACCACUUCUUCUGUGAUUUACCUCCACUUUAUCUCCUAUCCUGUUCUGACACACAAGUCAAUGAGCUUGCCGUAUUCACAAUUUUUGGUUCCAUUGAACUGAGCACCAUCGCAGGAGUCCUUGUCUCUUACUGUUACAUCAUCUCAUCAGUCUCAAAGAUCCGCUCUGCUGAGGGGAGGUUUAAAGCUUUCUCCACCUGCGCCUCCCACCUGACUGCAGUUUCAAUUUUCCAGGGAACUAUAGUCUUUAUGUAUUUCAGGCCAAGUUCUUCCUAUGCCCUAGAUGAUGAUAAAAUGGCUUCACUAUUUUACACCCUUGUGAUUCCCAUGCUGAACCCUCUGAUUUACAGCUUACGGAAUAAGGAUGUUAAAAAUGCCCUAGAAAAAAUUAAAAAUAAAUUUUUGUUUUAA